CGCCACUCCUCGGCAACCUUGAUUGGUGCUGGGAGUCUCGGUUUCCUUUAUUUCACCCUCAUUCCUUUUUCCACCCCAGCCCAGAGACGCGGGCGGCAGGCGGGUGGCACGUGCCCGACGAGGUGCAGGGGCGGCGGCGGCGGCGGCGGCCGAGCUGAGCUUUCGGCCCCUGCGACCAUAGAGUCCGGAAGUGCGGCCAGAGCAGCUCCCGGGGGCGCCGCACGGGCAGAGCCCGGGACAGCGAGGGCAGCGCCCGGGCGGGCCGAAUGGCCGCAGCGCUGGCCAUCAGGGUGGUCGUGGGGCUGGCGGCAGCGGCGCUGGCGGCCGUGCUCCUGGAGCACUAUGGCCUGGCCGGUCAGCCCUCGCCGCUGCCCCAGCCCCGCGCCUCCCGGAGCCCACACCCCGCACCGGGCCCCGGAGCCAGCAACAUCUUCUGGGGGCUGCAGAUAUCCGACAUUCACCUGAGCAGGUUUCGUGAUCCAGGCAGAGCUGUAGACUUAGAGAAGUUCUGUUCAGAAACUAUUGGCAUCAUUCAACCAGCUCUCGUCCUGGCAACAGGUAGGGAGGGUUGCCGUGCUGUCGCGUUGUUCUGUGGUCCGGAUGGUAGAAUGCUAGGCAGGGCUGCAGCUUUUCACUUCGGGCAUGUUGGGAACACUAUAGCCCCAGCUCCAGGAGACCUGACUGAUGCCAAAACAAAGGAACACUUGGGAUCCAGGCAGCAUGAGGUAGAAUGGCAAACUUACCAGGGUAUUCUGAAGAAGACAAGGGUCAUGGAAAAAACGACGUGGCUCGAUGUUAAAGGAAAUCAUGAUGCAUUCAACAUUCCAAGUCUGGAGAGUGUCGAGAAUUAUUACAGGAAAUAUUCUGCCGUACGUAGGGAUGGCUCUUUCCAUUAUGUCCACAGUACUCCCUUUGGCAACUAUUCUUUCAUCUCUUUGGAUGCCACCCCAAAUCCAGGGCCUAAGAGACCCUAUAAUUUCUUUGGAAUUUUAGAUGAGAAGCGGAUGGAGGAACUUCUGUUACUGGCCAAGGAGAGUAGUCAGAGUAACCACAGUAUUUGGUUUGGUCACUAUACAACAUCCACUAUCCUUUCUCCAUCACCUGGAAUUCGGUCAAUAAUGAGUUCAGCUACAGCGUAUUUGUGUGGGCACCUCCAUACUCUUGGUGGACUGAUGCCUGUUUUGCACACUCGUCACCUCCAGGGCACUUUGGAACUUGAGGUGGGAGACUGGAAGGAUAACAGAAGGUACCGGAUCUUUGCUUUUGAUCAUGACCUCUUUAGCUUUGCAGAUUUGGUCUUUGGCGAGUGGCCUGUGGUUCUUAUCACUAAUCCUAAGUCACUCCUAUAUAGCUGUGCUAGACAUGAACCACUAAAAAGACUUCUUCAUUCAACACACAUCAGAGUCUUGGCCUUUUCCUUAUCCUCCAUUACUUCUGUCACAGUUACGAUUGAUGGAGUUCAUUUAGGGCAAGCUAUUCAUUUAUCUGGUCCUAUUUUCAUACUGAAGUGGAACCCAAGAAACUACAGUAACAGGACACAUAACAUAGAAGUAACUGUCCAGAAGAAACUCGGGGAGGAUGUGAAAGGAAUUAUGACUGGGGAUGAACUCUUAAUAUCCCUUCUAUCAGAAGUUGGAUCAUUGAAAGAAAACCUGAAGGAUUCUGCUGGAAGAAGUAGGAGUGUGCACCACCUAUUUUCUGUUCAAGAGGAUAUUCAUCUCAGAUUUGAUCCCCUGGCAUCAUUUAUUCUCCUUACUGACCAUUGCAUCGUGGCCCGGGUCCUUUUUGUGAUAAUUGUGCUGAUCCAGCUCACCAUUCUCAUUACUUUUAGGCACCGAGGAUAUCCAGAGCAUAAAGGGUCUCCAGGAUUUAUAAAUUUGACCUCAUUUUCCCUCCACGUCCUGAGCAAACUAAACAUCUUCUAUUAUUCUGUGUUGUUGCUAACCCUAUAUACAGCACUGGGACCGUGGUUUGUUGGUGAGAUCACUAAAGGCAAAGUGGGUUGCUGCUUUUCCUUUGGGAUAUUUGUUGAUGGACAUUUCCUACAAGGCAGCCUAACAUUUGUAGUUGGAAUUCUGCAGCUGGCAUUUUUUAACAUACCGUUGAUGGCUUACCUGUGUUGGAGCUUGCUGCAGCGGUGCUGUGGUCACAACUUCCGGUCUCAUCUCCGUCAAGGAAAAUACUUGAAAAUCGUACCUGUUCACCUACUUAUGUUACUGCUGUACAUCUGGCAGAUUUAUUCCUGUUACUUUCUUCAUAUGACAUACGGCGCUCUAGCUUUUUUCUUCUCCCCUUUGCGGACCUGGUUGACACUGCUGACACCUGUUAUCAUUCGAGGUGUGUGGACUCUGAACUCUACCGAGCUUGGAACCUUCAUAGCACAGUUAAAAAGCCACUUGAGCUCCUGAAGGCCUUGCCUCACCAUCUGCCCCUGGAGCCCAGGCCCCUGCCCCAGCAGCAGGUAGAAGGCCAGAAGGCCAGUGCUGAUGGGCAAGCUUCAGGGAGCUGGGGCACUCUGGACACCUAGGAGUUGGGGGGAUUGCCCACUUCUGAUUCCUGCAGAAUGGACUGCAGAAAAAUCUCUAAAUAAUGCCACGAUUCCUUCCUUCUCCAAGAAGGCAGGGGAUUGAUUUACUUUUGUGAAGAGAAAGUUCUAAUCAGGAGAUCCACAGGGCAGGGUCUGGAUGUGUGUAUGGGAGUAUCAGAAGCCCAGUGUAUUUUUUAUGGUUACCUCAUGUAAAGUACCCAGCACGGUAUGUGGACCUCGGUAGCCGGCACCACUUCAGAGUCGGGGAAGCAGUACGAACUUGAGGCCUCCCCUGACUACCCUCGAGAUACUAGCUCCAGGUCUUCUUUUCUCUCGGGGUUAUGGGCUCUCGGCUUCUUUAGGUGUGGGUGCUUUCAGCUAAUCAAAUAAAAGAGUGAUGAUUCAGAA
Messenger RNA from Mirounga angustirostris (Northern elephant seal), 2935 nucleotides. RefSeq names its product transmembrane protein 62 (gene TMEM62). The record is from RefSeq and is a predicted model, not a curated record. The transcript is spliced from 15 exons. Gene Ontology annotation, molecular function: hydrolase activity. The coding region runs from base 267 to 2408 and encodes 713 amino acids. NCBI's taxonomy places the organism in Eukaryota, Metazoa, Chordata, Mammalia, Carnivora, Phocidae.